GGAGGGCGUGUCCGGACGAGAGUUCGCUGAGGGAGAGUCCGCAGAAACGGCCGCAGAACCAAAAUGUCCGCAGUCCCCGACGGGAAGAAGCUCGUCCGCAGCCCCAGCGGGCUCCGCAUGGUGCCGGAGAACGGAGCCUUCAACAGCCCCUUCUCCCUGGACGAGCCGCAGUGGGUCCCGGACAAAGAGUGCCCCAGAUGUAUGCAGUGUGACACCAAGUUCGACUUCAUCAGAAGAAAGCACCACUGUCGGCGGUGCGGCCGCUGCUUCUGCGAUAAAUGCUGCAGCAAGAAGGUGGCGCUGCCCCGGAUGUGUUUCGUGGAUCCGGUCCGACAGUGUGCCGAGUGCAGCCUGGCGUCCCAGAAAGAGACGGAGUUCUACGACAAGCAGCUCAAAGUGCUUCUGGGAGGAGGAAACUUCGUCGUCGUUUUGGGAACUUCGGAGAAGUCUGAAACCAUGACGUGUCGCCUCUCCAACAACCACAGGUAUCUGUUCCUGGACGGUGAAACCCACUUUGAGGUCGAGUUGUCUCGGAUCUCCAGCAUGCAGAUUCUGACGGACGGGACGAGUCCAGGAGGAGGGACGUCUCGAGCCAGCGGCAUGUUGCUCCAUUACAAACCAAUGGGCUCCCAGGACGCCCAGCAGCUUCGCAUGGAGGCGGCAGACGACAAGAAGGUGGCUUCAUUAUGGCUGGCUGCAAUGCACAAGGCGGCCAAGCUGCUGUACGAAGCUCGGGACCAGUGACGAGCAGAACUGGACCUGCACGCAGCACACACCCAAGUGUUUUCAACCCAGCGGGGUUCGGCAUCGUUGGGAUUCUUCGUAACGCCAGUUCUGAUUCUGCUUCUCCGUCUGAUUCCUCAUUGGUUCUUGAUACCAGUUCUUAUCGUGGUAAUUUUUGCAAGAAAUGUUUAUAUGACACAACACUUUAUUACCUCUAUAACCAGUACUUUGUACAUCAUGUUUACCGCCAGUACGCUGAUUGUUCCUUCAUUUUCUCAUUUCGCAGAGAGUCCAUUAAUCCUCUCUGCUUCAGUGCAUAAAUCAGCCUUAAUGUUUCUACAUUAAAUACAUAACAGGAGAAGGAGCCGGUUGAGAUUUGUCGGUGCAACGAGGCUUCGACUUUAAUUCCACGGUUUUGUUUUGCGACGUGAUUCUGUGACACUUUGUUUACUUUCCUACAAAGAAGUCAACGUUAGAAAAUCCGCUAAAUGUGACCUUAUUCACAGUUAACUCACACAAUAACUUUAUAUGCUGCUCUUAAAUUUUGUUUAUAUUUUUCUGUCAACGAGGGUUUUAUUUCCCGUCAGAAGAGACGAAACACAUUCUGCAUUCAGCUAAACGGAACCAAGUACCGACCCGCUCAACAGACCGUCAGACUGUCGCCAGCAGGUUGAAGGAAAAAUCCACCUUAAAACCCUUUAACACAAGUAGAAAGGCAGCUAUUUGUGAUUUCAUUUGCACUUCAGGGCUCGUGUGUGCUUCGUUUCUGGUAAUCCUACAAAUAAGAAGACGUCUGAUGGCAGAAAAUGUCCAGUGGAUCCAACUGUGCAGCUCCACAGGCAAACUUUUAUGAGCACGUUGAAUACACGCCACAGCUCAGUGUGGUUGUUAUUAUUUGACAGCAUAGCUUCUAAAUUUCUCCUGGUGUUUUAGCACAUAUGUGCAGUAUAUAAACCUUCCAUAGGAAACACUUUAAUGCGGUUAUAAGCAGAUACAAGGGUUUUUUUUAUUACUGGAUUUGCUAACAGCCGUACAUGGACGCUCAAAUGUAAACAGAAGAUGUGUUAAAAUGCUGUCGUAAUAAUUGAUGUAGUUGUUGACGAGCACUAAAUCUUAAUUAACACCUUCAGUUUCCUCAUAGCUGCUACAUUACAGUGCAUUUUAAACCAUUUCAGUAUUGCUUGCAUAUAUACGUACAAAUAUAUAUAUAUACUUCCAGUGCAGCAAUUAUAGAUUUGGCUGCAUUAAAACCCACUUCAGGUGAUCUCAUCAAGCUGUUUGAGACAUUUUCUUCCCCUAAUGAUGUCUAAAGACACAAUAAAUGAAGGAUAUCAUGAAAACACUGCGACAGUUUUAGCUUACAGAGAAUCAUCAGCUAAUUCUGCAGCUUUUAUUGAGCUUCAGCUCGUCGUUCGCUCGUCGUUCUCAGUCACAGCAGGCAGCAGAAAAAAGCCUGAAACCAAACACCAGAGAAACACAGUUACAAGACUAGCUGGUGAACUCAUUAUAGCAUUUAGCUGCCAACGAUACCAAUAUUUUAUUAAGGCGGCGGUGGAGACCAAAAACCGAGUUAAAAAAGAACAACUGUUGGACCUUUUUUUUUUAGAUUUAAGGCAAACUCGUUGCUUUUUUAACUGCCAGAUGCGUAAACAAGCUACUAUUGACUUUUGUUUUCCUAAAUAAUGAGAAAAUACAAAAUAAAUGAAGUAUAUCAUGAAAAGCCGUGACUAUGGAGAAGUAAAAACAUUGUGUGAAAGGUGAAAAAUGAACCCACCAAAGCUCUGUCGCUAUGUACAGACAUCUAUACGUUCACAGGUGAAUUAUAACAGAGCAGAGAAAAGCGCUGUUAAAUGUCACCAGAAAAUGUGAGGUUCUAGAGUCGAUGGUUGGCAGGUUGGGUUCUGGACGGCGCUCACAGGCAUUCUGGGUAACGCAGGACUCUCUAACCGAAGCAGAAGAAGCAACAGGGCGGCUCCUGAAAUGCAAAGAGCAUCGCAGAUUUCUGUCCAGUUUACGUAGAAGUGACGUUGAGCGGUGGAUUUUUCCGUCACCGGAGCAGCUGUGAAAGUUCUGUUUAAACUCUGUCAUAGAUUCACAUCUUCAGGCCUGUGCGUCUGAGGAAACGUCCGACUAUUCACUGAUUCUAGUGAAGCAUAAACGCGUCAUUAAAAUGCUUUAAAUGUA
Stegastes partitus (bicolor damselfish) is the source of this 2907-nucleotide messenger RNA. It is a transcript of the gene zfyve21, whose product is annotated as zinc finger, FYVE domain containing 21. The coding region runs from base 64 to 744 and encodes 226 amino acids. Lineage: Eukaryota; Metazoa; Chordata; Actinopteri; Pomacentridae. The record is from RefSeq and is a predicted model, not a curated record. The transcript has 7 exons. Gene Ontology annotation, molecular function: metal ion binding.